ACAACAGCCGUCAACUUGAAACUGUUGCUGAAACAAGUCUGAAUGACUUAGCUUGUUUGUUCAAUUCGGACAGCAAUAAUCUCCAUGAAAUGAUACAGCAAUCUUCUUGACCUGCUUUUUAAUAUAAAGGGACCAUAAAGACGACAGAAUCUUCACAAUCAUGCUCAAGCAGUUUAACAUUUUAAAGCAGUUUGGAAAUGGGGGGAAGUCACAAGAUGCAACUGAUCUUCUAUCAGAGGAUCUGGUUUUGGUGGAACAGCGUGUGGAGCCUGCCAGGAAAGCUGCCCAGAUCAUCCAUAAGAAGCUGGUAGGCUGCCUGCAAAGUCAACAGGGACUGGACCCAGAUAGACGAAUGAAAAAGUUACCUCUCAUGAUGCUGUCUGUCAGUAUGGCUGAGAGCUUUAAAGAUUUUGAUGGGGAAUCCUCUAUCAGAAAAGUUCUAGAAAUGUGCUGCUUCAUGCAAAAUUUUCUGGCACGGACUUUGGCUGACUUUGAGAUGAAGUUGGAGAAGGAGGUUUUAGUGCCUCUUAAUAAGCUCAGUGAGGAAGACCUGCCAGAAAUCUUGAAAAACAAGAAACAGUUUGCUAAACUUACGACAGACUGGAAUAAUGCACGCUGCAGAUCUCAAGCCAGCACAGGUCCACAGGCCAAACAGGACGGUCUCAGAGAAGAUGUAGAGGAGGCCUGGAGAAGACUGGAGUCUAUCAAGGAUCAGUAUUCUGCAGACCUGUACCAUUUUGCUACUAAAGAGGAAGAGUAUGCCAGCUACUUCAUUCGCCUGCUGGAGCUACAAGCUGAAUAUCACAAGGCCUCUCAUGAAUUUUUGGAGAGGAACAUAUCCGAGUUGAAAGAGAGCCACAGCCACACAGAACCUCAAGUGACUUUAUCUGAAAAAAGGGUAUUUGGAGAACCUCUGCUGUCACAUCUUCAGAAUUGUGAUCAAAAGAUCGCUGUACCAAUUGAGGAGUGCGUGAGCAUGCUGCUGCGUACAGGACUCAGAGAAGAGGGGUUGUUCAGGCUAGCAGCUGGUGCAUCUGUUGUGAAAAAACUGAAGAACUGUCUGGAAGCAGGGACGGUCGACCAAAAUGAGUUUCGCUCCGACCCUCAUGCAGUAGCAGGGGCUUUUAAAUGUUAUUUGAGAGAGUUACCUGAACCGCUCUUGACAUUUGAACUUUAUAAUGACUGGUUCAGGGCUGCAGCAGAAAAAGAGACAGAUGAAAAACUAAAUCAGCUGCGGGUGACGUUGCAAAAGCUUCCCACAGAAAACUAUAACAACCUCAGAUACCUUGUGCAGUUUCUGUCACACUUGUCUGAGUAUCAAGCAGUGAAUAAGAUGACACCUAGCAACAUUGCAAUAGUGCUCGGGCCUAAUCUACUGUGGCCCCGCUGUGAAGGAGAAACUUCCUUGCUAGACAUGGCAUCUGCCUCUUCUGUGCAAGUCGUGACUAUCAUAGAGCCUCUUAUACAGUAUUCCAAGAGCCUCUUCCCUGAAGAUGCAGAUUUUCAGAUCCCAGAGCCAAUUUCAAGCUCAGUUUUGCAAGACAUGAUUCCAGCAACAUCUCAGAGGAAUCUUUCAGACAGCGUCUUUCCACCUUCCCCCUCUCCAUCUAACCGAGCUUCCCUCGUAAAAACAGAGAGCUCGGCCUCAUCUGAUGACUUUGGGUUGACGCAAGCUGUCAAACCUUCUCAGAUGAACCGUGAUGCUGUUUUGUGGGAGAACAACAAUUCUCAUCCAGUCGCUCAGAUAUCUGCGCAAAAUUACAACCCUUCUCCGCUCCCCCGGUACACUCCAGUACACGCCCCGCCCAACAACCAAUGCCACGUCAGGACACAGAGCUCCACCCAAUCAGAGGGCACUCAGGAGCCUCCAGCUCCGUCUAAGGAGCCUGUGUUGAAGAUCACAACUCCUUACAAACCAAGGAGGUCCUUCGUUCAGCAAAAGCCACAAAACCCCAGUAAAGGUCCUCCUGUGAACCAGACGGGAGCUUUCCCAUCAAACCAGCAAAGAGUUGUCCCCGUUCCUCUGCCCAGAGUCUCUGAGAUGCAACCGCUGCCUUCAGUCAAGCCCGAAAUCGCCCAAACUCAACUGCCCAUGUUGCCUGAGGCUGGACCACAAAAGAAACCCCAAGGCAGAAGACCCAAAGCCCCUCCUCCUCAACCACCCCCGGCACUUAACAAGCAGCUUUCCUUUCCAGCUCAGUAAGUCUUAAAAAGGAAAG
Triplophysa rosa is the source of this 2219-nucleotide messenger RNA. RefSeq names its product SH3-domain binding protein 1 (gene sh3bp1). Gene Ontology annotation, biological process: positive regulation of GTPase activity; regulation of actin cytoskeleton organization; regulation of Rac protein signal transduction. The transcript is spliced from 18 exons. NCBI's taxonomy places the organism in Eukaryota, Metazoa, Chordata, Actinopteri, Cypriniformes, Nemacheilidae. The record is from RefSeq and is a predicted model, not a curated record. Gene Ontology annotation, cellular component: intracellular anatomical structure; cytosol; cytoplasm. Bases 161 to 2203 code for a protein of 680 amino acids. Gene Ontology annotation, molecular function: GTPase activator activity; protein binding.